AUGAAAGCGAUGAGCUUUGUAGCUCUUUCAAGGCCAUUCAGAGCGUUCGCCGUCUGUUAUAAGCUCAGUAGAAGGUAUUUGACCACUUGCAUCACAGGAAUUGGGAAUCCUGAGCCGAAGUAUUCGAAUACCAGACAUAACGCUGGUUUGGUGCUGCUGGAUUUGCUUAAAAACCAUCUUGCAGGGAGAGAAAGGACAUAUAAACCGUGCAGUAAUGCGGCUGCAAAAUAUUUGCCCAUUAGCUCAGGUCUUAUUCUAAUAAGAGCGGACGGCAACUUUAUUAAUCUGAGUGGUAAAACUGUGCUGCCGUUAUGGAGAAAGCUGCCUCAGGACAAGACUGUUCACAUUGUUGCCCACGAUGAGUUGAGUCUCCCGCUUGGCAAGGUGCAGCUCAGGAAGCCCGGCACGAGCUUGCGAGGCCACAAUGGAUUGAAGAGUAUCUAUGAUCAGCUCGGGAAUGGUAAUUUUUACAGAUUGGCGGUAGGAAUUGGCAGGCCGACCGAAAGGGAUCCUGCGAUAGUCUCAGAAUACGUCUUGACGAAGUUUACUCCAGCAGAAUUGGAUGUUCUAGCGUCGGAGAGUCUCAAUAAGGCUCUCGAACGACUGAAAGGGUACAUAUGA
Molecule: messenger RNA, 621 nt
Organism: Torulaspora globosa
Lineage: Eukaryota; Fungi; Ascomycota; Saccharomycetes; Saccharomycetales; Saccharomycetaceae
Gene: PTH1
Product: aminoacyl-tRNA hydrolase
Exons: 1
Coding region: 1-621 (206 amino acids)
Molecular function (GO): peptidyl-tRNA hydrolase activity
Source: RefSeq, a predicted model, not a curated record